AUGAAGCAGUGAGUUUUCUUUUAUUCUUUCUGGAGAAAAUCUGAAAUUUUCAGUAAACCAAAGAAGUCUUCCCUAGAAGAAUCUUCAAAUGAAUUCGAAAAAGGCAGCAGAAUCAGGUUGAUUUUGCUUCUUCUUGUAAUUUUCCUGGUUUAUGCAUCAAUUUUCGCGGCUGUUGUAUUUGUUGGGUUAUCUCAAAAUUAUCCAGAGAAAAUCGAGAAAAAAGAGCCAACAGAAGUAGUUUUGGAGAAAGAAGAACCGACGGAGAAUAUCUACAAGGUACAUUUUGCCACGCGUGCGGUUCGCAACGCGGUUCGAUUCCAAGCCGCGUUGCAAACCGCACGCGUUGAAAAAUCUUCAUUCUGUUUUCAUUUUCAGGACAAAGAAGAAGAUGCAUCCGUUUGUCAAACCGAAUCCUGUAAAAAAUUAGGAGAAACCAUGUUAUCCUAUAUGAAUAAGAAUAUAAAUCCAUGCGAAGAUUUUUACAAAUAUACAUGUGGAAAUUAUAAUGGCAGCAAGUUGGCGAUUGUUGAAGAUCAGCUGGAGAAAAAAACGAAACUUGCGAAAUUCUAUGUGAAUUAUGAGCCGCAAACAAGUUCCGAGAGAAUUUCAAAAGUUAUGAUGCGAAAAUGUGUGGAGACGGCGGAAUACCAAAAAUAUCAAAAAAUUACUGAGAUUUGGAAAAGUGGUGAUUUGACUGAUGUGCUCAUUGAGAUAGCAAAAGUGAGCCCAAAUAAAGGGGGUUUUAUUCAAAAUGAGGUGCGUAUGGGAGAUGUUGUUGGAGAGCAGAAAGUGUUGAAUCUAUAUCUUCGAACUGAUAUUAUGCCGAGUAAGAAGAAGAAAUUGAAUGUAAGGAUUUUUUUUUGAAAAAAAAAUUACGUGGCCGAGAAAUGUUGAAGUUCGGCCACAUGUUUUUUCCAGAUUCUUCAAGAGAAAUACCUCGAUGUGAUUGGAGAGAAUCCGAAUGUUCUCCAAAACGAAAUCGUGAAAUUCAAUGGCGAAGAAAAUAUUCUCAAAAAUAUCGACCUCAAAAAAUACAUCCUUGGAUUGUUGCCAGAAGAAAUACGCGCGCAGAAUCCGACCUGGGAAGUAUAUAUUUAUAAAAAUGAAAUGAUGGCACUGGAUUCGGUUGUGGAGAAAUUCGGAAAGAAUAAAUUGAUGAAAGAGCUCCAGAAAGUCUAUCUUUCAAAAAUUAUCAAAUAUUAUGUGUUCAAACCCAAAAAUCCAGAAAUCGAACAAGAUCGGGAGAAACUUUGUUAUAAGAGGAUCGAAAAAAUGUUCCCUGGAACUUUGAGCAUGAUUUUUAUCAAAAAUUUUGGGAAUUUCGAAAAUAUCGAAAAAGCCUAUCGAAUUCUUGAUGAUAUAAAAAAUGCAUUAGCUGAAACAAUUGAUGAAAACAGUUGGAUGGAUGAAGAAUUGAAGGUUUUAUUGAAAAACGAAUUGGUAUUGUUGAAAAGUUCGAUUGGAAGACCGGAUGAAUAUAAGGAAAAUGAGAAUGUUGAGAGAAUGUAUAAGGCUGUUGAGAAAGUGAGAACAUCGGAAGAGCAAGGAUAUACAGAAUUGAUUAGAAAUUUGUUGGCGAUGAAUAGUGAGGAGACAUUUUUGAGAGUUUAUAAGAAAGAGACGAUGACGUUUUUUAUGAAAUCGGCUAGAGGAUCACCGAAUUAUCAUCCGGAAACGCAUAGAACUUGUGAGUGAGAAAAAAAUGCGGAUUUUUCAAGACCAAAUUUGCAUAUGGUAGCGUCAAAGUUUGAAUUCUCAAAGCCACGUGUUUUUCUUAUUUGUUAGCGCAAAAAUUUGAAAAUUCGAAAUUUUUUAUCAAAAUUAUUAGUUAGUCGCCAAACUUAUUUACUGAUUUUUGAAACUAAAAAUAGAAAAAAUUGCCUUGAGAAAAUUUUUUCACCAAAAAAUUCAAUUUUUUCAGCAAUCCCAUGGAAUUUGAUGAAUUUCCCACACAUCGAUGAAAAUCUACCAGAAUGGGCCAUAAUUAGUGGAAUCGGAAAUAUUAUGGCACACGAAGUUGGACAUAGCUUCGAUGCUUGGCUUUUUUUGAACAACGCAGCUCUAAAACCGCAUAAAAUCAGUGAUUCGAGCAAACAAGAAUUCGAAAAACGUAUCAAAUGUAUAGCUGAAAAAUAUUCGAAAUUCGAACUUCCCGAUGGCACAUUUUCUGAUGGUUUUAGAACAAAUUCAGAGGAUACCGCGGAUAAAAUUGGUUUUGAUCUGGCUGUUCGACUUUUCAAAAAACUCGGAAAUCAUCAGAAAUUACCGGGUUUUGAGGAUGUCUCGAUUGAAAGACAAUUUUUUCAAAGAAUGUAUAUUGUAGGUUUUUCACAGCUUAUAUUUUUAAGAUUAUGGAAAAAUUUUCAGGAUGUCUGUGGUCCCGAUUUGAAUAUGAAUGAUAUGCCACGUUUGAAUGGUGAUAUUCAUAGUGCAAAUGUGUUCAGAGUUCGAGGAAUUAUGUCGAAUUCGGAGGAAUUUGCAAAAGCUUUUGGAUGUGCUGAAAAUCAAGCAAAAUGUCCAAUGUUUGAAUGA
Messenger RNA from Caenorhabditis angaria, 2532 nucleotides. Lineage: Eukaryota; Metazoa; Nematoda; Chromadorea; Rhabditida; Rhabditidae. The record is from the annotation of a GenBank genome assembly.